This is a messenger RNA of Linum tenue, 1143 nucleotides long. The record is from the annotation of a GenBank genome assembly. NCBI's taxonomy places the organism in Eukaryota, Viridiplantae, Streptophyta, Magnoliopsida, Malpighiales, Linaceae.
AUGGAUGGAUUAGAGACGCCGCCGGAGAAUACAAUCGCCGGGAAGUUACCGGGGUCGGCGAUCGACGACAGGCUGAGCUCCCUACCGGACGAAAUCCUUUCCCAAAUCCUCUCUUUCCUGCCAACCAAGUACGCCGUGGGAACCGCCGUUCUGAGCCGGCGGUGGACUGAUCUCUGGACUAGGGUUUCCAAUCUCGAUUUCGACAACAAGCUGGCUUACAAGCAGCUCGACAUCUGCUGGAUAAGAGAUUCACCAACGCAGCUAGCGAAUCGAGUGAGUAGAGAUUUUGAAUUCUCUCGCUUCGUAGAUAGGGUUCUUAGCCAGCACAGGAAUCUCAAUGCUGUGAGGCGUUUUCGCUUACAUUUCGAAGUAUUCAGGCGUAAUUGGAGGCUGAGGCCAAAUUUUGUGCGGACGAGGGAAUCUGUGUUUGGGUCUCUGGUUGAGGAAAUCGAUGUCAGCCUUGUGGGGGCAAUGGAAUUCGGAAGUCCCGCGCGUAUUUGGUGGCUUCCAGAGAGCUUCUACACUUUGAAGAAUCUUAAAGCUGUGAAGCUCGACCAUGUUAUGAUGGGUGCGGACGGGCCAGUUUCACUUCCUAGUCUGAAGAUCUUACAGCUUCGACAAGUAGUGAUCGAGGACUUCGAGAUGUUGAGCAAGCUCAUUUCUGGCUGCCCUGCUCUAGAGUCUCUUGAUCUGCAUGAUUGCUUGAUAGAAUACGGCAACGAGAAUGACAUACUCGCUGCUUCCUUGCCAUCCUUGAGAAACUUUAAGAUUUACGUUGAUAUCGGUGGUGAAUUGUGUGAUAUUGAAAUCGAGGCGCCAAAUCUUGAGCACGUUGUUCUGCUAUGCUUUGCGGACGUAAAGUUUCUAGGCAGUAGUCCAUUGCCAUGCCUUCAUUCAGCUCGGGUUGAUACUGGUGAGAGCAGAACCAUCUCAAUCCAUUGCCUGAUGGGGUUACUCACCCAAAUUUCCAAUGCAAAAGAAAUGUCAUUAGAUUGGCCGACUCUUGUAAUCAACAUUUCCCCUUCCUCUCUAAAGUACACUUUUUUCAUUACUCAUCGAUGUAGUGCUGAUUUGUUAACCCUUGUUUUCAGGAAUCUCUGUUGGGUUUGGAUGAUGUUCAGUUGCCUGUUUUCCCCCAUUUAA